UAUCAUACCCUGACAGGAUAUCACAGUAAAUCACAAAAACUAACGACUUAUUGAGGAUAUUGUGAAGUUAAGGACAUGCGUGUAUUGCUGUUGUUCGUGUUACAAUUAUGUGGUUGUGUGUAUACGUUGAGGGGAUAUCAUGAAGAUGUUGGAAUUCCGAAGGCUCGCCGUCUGAUGAUUUUGGAGAUGGCGCCGAGGAUUAUCGGCGGUAGGGCUGUGUCAGCGAUAUCACAGUAUCCAUACCAGGCUGGAAUCGUCACCAGUCUCACGACAGGCAAGACGUCUCUGUGCGGUGGUUCCUUGAUAUCAAGUACCAGGGUGAUCACGGCAGCUCAUUGCUGGAAUGAUGGACAGAGCCAAGCGUUGCAGUUCACUGUUGUUCUUGGUACCCUCACUGUCUUCUCUGGAGGCACCAGAAUCACCACCAGGGACGUUACCGUCCAUCCUCAGUGGAAUACCAAAGCUAUAACCAACGACAUUGCGAUAGUGAAAUUUCCUACCGUCGCUCUUAAUAAUAACAUUCAAGUGAUAUCGCUGCCUUCAGCUUCAGACGUCUCGAAUAAUUUUGCGGGCAUGACUGCGACGGUUACGGGUUACGGAAAAAUAAGUGACUCUCAAGCUUCAUUUCCCCCUUCCACAACUUUGCACCAUGUAAGUCUUAACAUUAUAACCAAUGCUGUUUGUCAGAGAAGUUUCGAUUUGAAGUUGGAUGCAAGUCAUUUGUGUACCAGCGGGACGAACAGGGUUGGGACUUGUGAUGGUGACUCAGGAGGACCUUUGAUGGUCACGUCGCAAAAUAAAAAGAUAUUGGUCGGGAUCGUAUCUUUUGGUUUUGGCGACAGCUGUUCAGCUGGUUAUCCCUCAGUGUACACGAGAGUCACGUCAUUCCUUCGUUGGAUACAAACGCAAAUGUAACUUUCAUGAUGCAUUAAAUGCGCAGUACAUGUAUUUAUAAGUUUAUUCCUGUUAUAUUAUUUCCUGACAUUGAUUUUUAUUAAAUUUCGUAGUAAA
Danaus plexippus (monarch butterfly) is the source of this 1011-nucleotide messenger RNA. Its product is annotated as brachyurin-like. Gene Ontology annotation, biological process: proteolysis. The coding region runs from base 76 to 915 and encodes 279 amino acids. The transcript is spliced from 5 exons. The record is from RefSeq and is a predicted model, not a curated record. Lineage: Eukaryota; Metazoa; Arthropoda; Insecta; Lepidoptera; Nymphalidae. Gene Ontology annotation, molecular function: serine-type endopeptidase activity.